AUGAUCAAUGUGGGAGACGCCACCUCGCGUGCCGUCUUCCGGAGGCGGCCCAGGCGCCCGGGCUCGGCCCGACCUCCGCACGGAGAGGCUGAGCGGCAACGCGACGGACCGCGGGGCCACGGCAACCCGGCCCGGCCUCUUUUUCACGGGACGACACGCGUUCGCGGCCGGGGGCGCAACCGUCGGCCCCCGCUCACAACUCGACUCCCUUCACCGCUCCGCGGACUCGGGGAACACCGCCGCGCCAACCGCGGGGCCGGCUCUCCCCGGCGACCUUACAACGCCCGAGACCGCCACGCGGCGUCUACCGCUCCACCAGCGCACCCCUGCGCGGGACCGCUCCUCCCCGUCAGAAGGAGAGCAUCUGGCAGCCACGCUCCGCCGCCGGCGCCGGAGGCGGACGCCGCCGAGACCCGAGCCGGCAUCGCGAGCGCCCGAGGCCCGCCGGUCGGCAAGACCCGGCGCCGCCACGGCCGCACUCCCGGGACCGCCGCCGCCGCUUCGCACCGUCGGGGCCCCUUCCGCGAGCACGCGCCCGGCGGCAGGUGUACGGUGCUGAGCCGGGGGGCAACACCCGCUCCCCUCGUUUCCACUCAGGGACCGGGUGGGGAAGCGCCCCCGCGGCCGCCCGCGGCACCUGCCUUCGGCCCACACGCGGCCGGGAAGGGCAACGGGGAAACGACGGGCAGGGCCCGGGCCGGGACGGCCAUCGGCGACGGCAGGCUCCUUCCGGCAAGACCAUCCCCCCAGGGGGGACACCCGCCGAGCGGCGACGCCGCCAACUCGGCACGGGGUCGCCCGCACUCGCCGGGCCUCCGGCGACGGAGGAGACAACCCAGCGCUCACCCGGUCGGGAGAGCGGCCAAGCCAGGGGCGGCCGGCGGCCGGCAGCGCCGGUGCGGUUCGAGGAGAAGGCCGUCGAGGGAAGAGGCGCGGUCGCGCCUGACGCGGCGCCGCACGCGAGCCUGCGGCGGCGGCCGAGGGGAGAGAGCGCGGCGGGGCCCGGCGGCCGCAACCCCGCAGCUCAGCACCGCGCCACCGCCCGGAACCCGCGCCGCCGCCGCCGCCGCCGCGGCGGGGCGCGCCGAGCCGCCCGAGUCUUUAAACCUCCGCCCGGCUCGGCGGCCCAUUCGACUCCCAAGAGGCGUUUGUCGACGCCGAGGGAUCUCGGGGACCGCCGAGGCUCGGAGCGCUAGGUACCUGGCCCUGGGGACCGCCGCGGCUCGGGCCGCCCCGCCGCUGCGGGGACACGGCCCGGCCCCACCGAGAACAUCGCGCGCCCCACCGAGAGGCCACGCCGACGACGGAGCGAGGGUCGCCGCCGUCACCGGCCGCGCCUCCCCGGUGGCGGGCUCGCAACCCGCGCGCCCACCCGCGAGGCGCGACCCGGAACGCCCGGAGGCCCGGCCCUUGGAGUUCCUCCGUCGCGCGAGGGGGACCGCUCGGCCAGGAGCGGGAUUUUGCCGGGCGGCAAAGCCCCCAUCCCCGGUGCGGGAAGGGCCGGAGGAGCCGCCUCCUCCGAGCCCCGAAGGCCUUCCCGCGCCCUCUCGGCCCCUCGCCGUACGCCAUCGGCCGCCGACGAGCCACGGCCGGACGGCCGGCCGUCGCCCGGCGGGCGAAGAAACGAGGGGAAGGGGCGGGUGCGCCUACGGGAGGGGCCGUGCCGAGCACCCCUCCCUCUCGCACACGGGCGGCUUCUCGCGCGCGCCAAAGGAGAGCCGGCUUCGGGAGAACUCGAGCCGCGACCGCGCGGGCGCCCGCGCGGGAGGCCAGCACCAGCGACCGGCGUUCGGCGGCGCCGGCCGCGGCGGCGAAGCUCGGGACCGGCCGUGCCCCCGCCUUGCGGCGGGGACGGACCGACAGCGGACCGGCGCGGGGAGGAGAGGUGGGUGGGUGGGUCAGCCACCACGACGGCAGCGAGCGCGCCGCGCUUCGAUGCCCGGCCGCGACGCGCGGUGUAGCGCGGGGAGAGCCCCGCCCGCACGCACGGUGACGGGCGCGCGCGGCGCUUCGCCGCGCCGAGCGCUUUUCCCUCCGCACCGGUUCCCCCCCCCCCCCUCGGAGUGCCGCGCGCCCUCGACUCUCUGGGGCGGCGCGCGCGGCGCGCGGCGGGCCCGGCAACGGCCGCCGCGCCGUCGGGAAGGGCGUGUGGCCCCCCCCCACCCGGUACCACCGGCCGAGGCCGGCGGCGAGUGCGGGAGGGCCGAGCGUUCGAACGGAGCGGGCAUGCGAGACGCCGCGCACGCGGCCGGCCGGACGGCCCGGCAGCGUGGCAGGCGCCAGCCCCACCGGUAA
Molecule: messenger RNA, 2295 nt
Organism: Cinclus cinclus
Lineage: Eukaryota; Metazoa; Chordata; Aves; Passeriformes; Cinclidae
Product: serine/arginine repetitive matrix protein 1-like
Exons: 4
Coding region: 1-2295 (764 amino acids)
Source: RefSeq, a predicted model, not a curated record